AUGCGGUCGGUCAACGGGACAUGGUUAGCUGCACUGGCUUUGAGCUGGAUGAGAACGGCACAGGGUCAAUCUGAAUGCAGCACAAUAACUAAAACAUCUUAUGCUGUUGCGACAACGGUGACUGAUAUCUCGAGCUUCCGUUCGUCCCUGAACAGUCGAUUCUCUACCCCGGGCGUCUCUUGGUCAGGCGCACGAGUCCCAUACUAUUCAACCUUGCUUACCGGCGGAAACGGGGUUCCAUACACGGGAAUAUAUUACUAUGACUCCCAUGCUCUUUCUAGCGCUGGGUAUGAAGUCAUCUCAGCGCCCCAUACAACGAUAAGCUGUCCUCCAACCACAACUCCCACCCUCCCUCCAUCGCCAACAGGAUCCGUUUGUUCGCCCCACGGGCAUUGUGAUCCAAUUGCUACUUCGACCGGGACUGAAGUUCCCACAGAAACGUGCAGCCCCCAUGGGGACCACUGGCAUUGUCCAUCUGGUGUCCCUGAACCAACCACACCUCCACCUACAACUACCACCUCAUCGUCAGCUGCGAACGAGUGUGAGCCCCAUGGGGACCAUUGGCAUUGUCCAUCUGGUGUCCCCGAACCCACAACACCUCCACCGACCACUAUCAGCUCCUCAUCAGCUAUCAGCUCCUCAUCAGCUAUCAAUACGUGCGAGCCUCAUGGCGAUCAUUGGCACUGUCCAUCUGGGGUUCCCGAACCCACGACACCACCAUCUUCAAGUUCUGCUUCCAAGUCCACUGUGGGCAAGUGUGAAGCCCACGAUGAUCACUGGCACUGCCCUCCAGGUGUCCCUGAACCAACUACACCCCCACCUACUACCACCAGCUCCUCGUCAGUUGUCAAUGAGUGUGAGCCACACGGGGAUCAUUGGCACUGCCCUUCAGGUGUUCCUGAGCCCACAACACCACCAUCACCAAGUUCUGAUUCCACUUCUAUUGCGGACAAGUGUGAGCCUCAUGGCGAUCAUUGGCAUUGCCCACCGGGCGUUCCUGAACCAACAACGCCGCCAAAUACCCUCCCGAAGCUGACAACUUUACUUUCAAUCACGACAUCAAGUGAUUCAUGCACGGUUCAUGGAGACCAUUGGCACUGCCCCCCCGGCGUACCAGAACCCACAAUGAAGCCAAACACUCUAGGUACUACCAAAGCAACAGACGAGAAUCAAUACACUUCAAAAUCAGCUUCCUUGUCGGCCACUCAGCAGGUCGGCUCUCAUACCACGAAGAUAGCUAUCAGUAGUUUAAGCCCUACGGUUGUGCCGGUAUCUGAUGGUUCAAAGUUAGAUAUUUAUCGGCAAUGGAUUGUGGUCGCUUUCAUACCGGCUAUCUUCCUACUUGCAUAG
Clonostachys rhizophaga is the source of this 1350-nucleotide messenger RNA. Lineage: Eukaryota; Fungi; Ascomycota; Sordariomycetes; Hypocreales; Bionectriaceae. The record is from the annotation of a GenBank genome assembly.